Molecule: messenger RNA, 888 nt
Organism: Hordeum vulgare subsp. vulgare (domesticated barley)
Lineage: Eukaryota; Viridiplantae; Streptophyta; Magnoliopsida; Poales; Poaceae
Product: photosystem I reaction center subunit XI, chloroplastic
Exons: 2
Coding region: 133-762 (209 amino acids)
Biological process (GO): photosynthesis
Cellular component (GO): photosystem I; chloroplast thylakoid membrane; photosystem I reaction center
Source: RefSeq, a predicted model, not a curated record
UUCUCCCCUCUCCCUUGGAGCCACUAAAACAUCUUGCCAUCUGGACAGAUCUUCUUCUUGUAACACAUCCAUCCAUUUGACGCUGCAGGCAGAGCAGAGUUGAGCGUGUGGGAGUCGAAGGAGGACAUCGAGAUGGCCACUGCAUAUGCUCCUCCCAUGGCGAGCCAGGUGAUGAAGAGCGGCUUGGCGUGCUCCAAGCCGCGGGGCAUGUCCGGCGCUUCGCUCACCCGGAGGCCCCGCUUCGUCGUCAAGGCUGUCAAGUCUGACAAGCCGACGUACCAAGUGGUCCAGCCCAUCAACGGCGACCCGUUCAUCGGCAGCCUGGAGACGCCGGUCACCUCCAGCCCCCUCGUCGCGUGGUACCUCUCCAACCUCCCCGCCUACCGCACCGCCGUCAGCCCGCUCCUCCGCGGCAUCGAGGUCGGCCUCGCCCAUGGCUACCUCCUCGUCGGCCCCUUCGCGCUCACUGGCCCGCUCCGCAACACGCCCGUGCACGGACAGGCCGGCACACUCGGCGCCAUCGGACUCGUCUCCAUCCUCAGCGUCUGCCUCACCAUGUACGGCGUCGCCUCCUUCAACGAGGGCGAGCCGUCCACCGCGCCGGUGCUCACCCUCACCGGACGCAAGAAGGAGGCCGACAAGCUCCAGACCGCCGAAGGGUGGUCGCAGUUCACCGGAGGCUUCUUCUUCGGCGGUGUAUCCGGCGCCGUCUGGGCAUACUUCCUCCUCUACGUGCUCGACCUCCCAUACUUCUUCAAGUAGAUUAAUAGGUGGCAUGCAUGUACGAUGUCUCCAGAUCAUGCCAUCUCUUCUCGGUGGUUGCCUGAACGAGUCUUCUAUGUAUAAAUGAAUUUUUACAUAUUCCUCAUAAUCUUUGGGACUAGCUUA